Messenger RNA from Bradysia coprophila, 1299 nucleotides. RefSeq lists its product as uncharacterized. The record is from RefSeq and is a predicted model, not a curated record. Lineage: Eukaryota; Metazoa; Arthropoda; Insecta; Diptera; Sciaridae.
UUGUCUUUUUCUUUAGCUGAAUUCGUUUUCGAACACAUUUUUCAACUUUAAUUCAACGCAUCGUGCAAAUUUUGUAGUCAUUCUGUUCAUAGCCUGUGUGAAUUUAAUAUCGUUGUUCGUCAGUGCUGCGUUUAACUUUUUUUUUUGUACAUUUUUUUGAUAUCAAAUCUGGAGCGACAAUUGGCAUUAAAUAUGCUUAGUAAAAUAAGAACACCACUCCGUGAUAUAACGAUCGAGGCGUUCGGUAGAGGUGUAAAUUGCAACCCAAAUGAAGUCGGACAAGACAAACGCCACGUCCCACAUCAUGUGGCUCAGGUUAAGAACGACAGCAUCGAUGGUGAACAGCAUCACGCCACACCAGAAGUGGCUGGUUCAAUGUUGGACCUUGUGUUGGACAUAAAUCGCCAGUUAAACGAAACAAGCAAUGCAAACGCAAUCGAAGUCGAACAAGACCAAUCUUACUGCAUCCCAGAUCCAGUAGAGGACCACAGCGUCGAUGGUGAACAAAGUCACAUCACAACGGAUGUGUCUGGUACUGGUUUGAAGUUGGGCAUGAAACGCAAAUUACUGGAGCCAACUUCCAGCACCAAUUUGGAGGAAAAACGGAUCAAAGUUCUACAACAUCCUGAUUGGGCGACAAAUUCACUUGGCUUCGAUGUGGCUAACAAUGUAAGCCCAAACCAAGCAGAACGAGAAACGAAUGAGAGUCGAUUCACGUGCGAACGCUGUAAUAAGAGUCUCGCCAGCCGCUACAAGAAACAACAUAAGCAAAGUUGUAGUCUUAAGUACUAUCAGUGUCCAUGGUGUAACUUCCAGCCAAAAAGUGGAAGACCAUCUUUUGUAAAACGCCACAUGGUUGCAUGUAAGGCCAAGGUCACAAAUGAAGCCAAAGAAGACUCAAGCGUACUGGGUGAUGUUCCGGCUAUUCCGAAUGUUGCACCACGUGCUGCUGAUCCAUCAGAGUCUAACAUGAAUAAAGUUUAUUCGGUCGAACGUUUAAGUGGAAUGGAUGAAGACGCCACUGUACCGGAUGACGUUCUGGUAGUUUCGAAUGUUGCACCAACCACAGAUGGUGCCGCUGCGCCAUCAGAUCCGAACAAGAGUCAAGUUGUUGUUGCAGCUCCAAACAUUUUUCCGUUGAAAUGCGAUCAAUGCAAUACGAGUUUGAUGCUUCACAUCCAAUUAGUAUAGACGAAGCACAAUUUUCUCAUCUACAUCGACACUUGCAUUAUGUAAAAAUCAUUUUUUUUUGUGAUUAAUAAAUGAUACUCAGUGAGUAAUAUUGUACUCAAAUUGAAA